Messenger RNA from Bactrocera dorsalis (oriental fruit fly), 1252 nucleotides. RefSeq lists its product as uncharacterized. The coding region runs from base 577 to 1050 and encodes 157 amino acids. The transcript has 3 exons. The record is from RefSeq and is a predicted model, not a curated record. Lineage: Eukaryota; Metazoa; Arthropoda; Insecta; Diptera; Tephritidae.
UUCGCUCAUUUCAAAAAAUUAUAUUUGUCGCAACUAAAAAUGAAUUGUUUACAAUAAUCACCAAAACCGUUAAAAUGUAAUGCUUCUUCAUACAAAAUACAAGUGUGUGAAGAAAUAUUACAUGUAAUGAGUGCCCCAAGUCAACUCCCUACAUAAAACGCCGUUAUUUUCUUAUUAUAAGUGAUAUAUGUAUGCAUAAAUAUCUAAAAUUUUGUCAACUUAUGAAACUAAAAUCAUAGUUUAUCACUAUGCCGCAAAUAGGUCAAAUUGGACUGGCCAAACCGCAGAAAUUCGAUGUUAAAAAUGAGAGUGGGCACUGAUUGUCCAAGUCACAGUUCUAAGGUUAAAUAUAGCGGCUGCGUUUCCAAGAAUAUGAGUCGUGCGUAAAAAAAAAUACAUUUUAAAUAGACGAAUAGGCUGCAAUUCGCGAUAGGAGAAUAAUCUUAGCUUAGUGCCACAAGUAUAUAUAUUUCUACUAAGAUCCACAAAGUGAGCAGUAAAAUUUGAGCUGUUCAACUAAUAACAGCUCAUUUUGGGAUUAAUAAAUAUUUUAUAUAAGUGAUUAAUAUUUUAAAAAUGAAAGCCGCCGGACACUUCUUCACACUUGCAUUCGUCGUCUGCUGCUGUCUAUCUUUUGGCUUGGUCAGCGGCUUGAAAUGCUUUUCCUGCACAAGCAAUUUUGAUUGCCUUAAACCGAUAAAGCUGCACUGCACCGACCAGUUGGCCAAUGAGACUUUGAGUCAUCUGAAGAAAUAUUAUUUGAAUGUACCGAGUGCUAACAUUACGAGGGAUAUGAAUUGCUUUAGCGAUUGGCUGACGACAGCAACUGCACACGUUGAGCACAAGGGUUGCAUAUACAGCAGUGUUUAUAACCGCACUUACACAUUGCGCCCAGAAUUCCAAUCACCCUGGAUGCGAAAUCCUCGGUAUCGCUCUUAUCGUCUAUGCAAUCGGGAUGGCUGCAAUCCCGCUGCGCGUGCUGGCGUCAGUUUACUCACAAUCGUGUCCGCAAUAAUUGUGACUGUGCUGGCGUCAGCGGUGUGGUGUUAGUGAAAUUGCUUAAGGGGGGAGCAUGCAUUAGAAGCUUCAAUUUUUUUUGCUUAAAUCUCUUUAAAAUUUUUCUAAGAAUAUGUCCCCUAAGUUACAGAUGGGAUUUCGAAAUAUUAUUUCUAAGUGUAGAUAUCUAGAAUGUAACAUAAAUGUCAUUAUUUCAAAAAAGUAUUAUUACUAAAUAUAACAUUGUGACUUUGCC